Messenger RNA from Megachile rotundata (alfalfa leafcutting bee), 2649 nucleotides. RefSeq names its product Phosphatidylinositol glycan anchor biosynthesis class N. Gene Ontology annotation, biological process: GPI anchor biosynthetic process. Gene Ontology annotation, molecular function: mannose-ethanolamine phosphotransferase activity. Gene Ontology annotation, cellular component: endoplasmic reticulum membrane. The record is from RefSeq and is a predicted model, not a curated record. Lineage: Eukaryota; Metazoa; Arthropoda; Insecta; Hymenoptera; Megachilidae.
AUGUGUAACAAAAAGUAUAAUAUAAAGAAUAGUAACUCUUUAUUUGUAAUAUGGGGCCUUACAAUGCAUUUAAUUAUAUUAUGGGGCAUACUUGAUGUAAAUUUUCACUCUCCGAUUACACAAGGAUUGCCAAAUGUUCCAAUUUUGAAAAAUGCACCUGCAAAGCGAUUAGUUUUAUUUAUUGCAGAUGGUUUAAGGUUUAGAACCUUUAUUGAGGAACCACCAAAAUUUCUUAAGCAAGUAAUGGUAAAUAAAGGUGCUUGGGGCAUAUCUCAUACACGAAUGCCAACAGAGUCUAGACCAGGUGUUGUUGCAAUUUGUGCAGGGUUAUAUGAAGAUCCUAGCGCAAUUUUUAAAGGAUGGAAAGAAAAUCCUGUUGACUUUGAUUCUGUUUUUAAUCAAAGUCAUUUUACAUGGGCAUGGGGAAGUCCUGACAUUAUACCUAUGUUUACAAAAGGUAAAAAGAAUAAUAUACAUGGAGAUAGUUAUUCUCCAGAAUGGCAAGAUUUCGAUAUAAUGCAGGGGCAAAUUUGGCGAUUAGAUUCAUGGGUAUUUGACAAAUAUAUUAAUUGGCUUCACGAAGAAGCUCACAAAGUUAAGAACACAGAACGCAUUAUUCUUUUCCUUCACCUUCUUGGCUGUGAUACUAUAGGACAUGCAUCAAAACCUUAUUCUAGAGAAUAUGUUGAAAACAUGAAUUAUGUUGAUCGAAAAAUAGAAGAAGUGGUACAAAUGACAGAGAAUACUUUUCAAGAUAAUGGAACCACAUACAUUUUCACAGCAGAUCAUGGAAUGACUGAUUGGGGAUCACAUGGAAGUGGUUCUACAGAUGAAACAGAAACUCCAUUGAUUGCUUGGGGUGCAGGGAUCAAUGCAUUUAAUUCCUAUCAAAAUGUGGAACAAGUAGAUAUUACCCCAUUAAUAUCAUCUCUAAUUGGUGCUCCAAUACCCAUUAAUAAUGAAGGUGUUUUACCAUGGCAGUACAUAAACCCUAGUAAUCUAAACUAUAUAAAUCGCGCUUUGUUGAAUAAUUUAAAACAGUUAACAUAUCAAGUAAAAGCAAAUCGUAUGUUGAACUGUAAGGAUAAUGAGUUUGCUGAUUGGAGGGAGGUAGAAUUAGAAAAUAAAAUUUUUUCGAUCGAUAGAUAUCUUGAAAUAAGAGAUUCAAACGAGACAUUAACAGAUUUAGUAGAUACAAUUAAAUUAGCCAAAAACGCUUUAUUAUAUUUCCGACAAUACCAAAGAAUACGAUUCUUAGUAUAUUUAUCAAUAAUGUGGUUUGGGUGGAUAACAUUACUAUUUUUUAAAAUAGCAGGAGCCAAAAAAUCUGUUAUUAAUUCAAUUACUUUAUUAAUAACAGAUAUUGUAUUUGCAGUAUUACUAUUUAUAAUACUUAUUACACAUAAAGUUUCAGGUUGUGUUAAUUGGAGACUACCUUGGUAUGCAUUUCUAGCUCUAAUUUCUGUCUGGUUAGCUGUUCGAAAUGCAAUGACACAUUCUAUAAAAAUUGAAGUACAUAAUCAUAAACGUUAUUGGUCGAUGGGUAUAGAAAUUAUACUUUUAUUAGCAACGAUGUUCGUUGGAUUAACGUAUAGGUCUAUUCUUAGUGUAGGAAUUUUAUGUAUUGGUUUUUCUCACAAAAUUUUGGUAAAAAACCAGCAGAAGUUGUUCCUUUGGACGGCUUUGUGCCUAGCUAUUUUUCCAGUGCUACCUGUUGUUGAACCAUACCCUCGAGUUUAUAUCGUACUUCUUAGCAUAUGCAUUGCAGCUGCAAUAAUUGUUGUAAAGAUCAAGUCAAAGCAUAAGAAAACAAUAGAACUUUUACGACUAACAAUUACUGGGCUAAUAUAUUUAGAAUUUAUAGAUGGUCGAAAUUGGAUAUCAUGGGCAAUUUUAUUGACUACUCCAUUAUGUAUUUGUACUUAUCCUACACAAUUAAUAGAAAGAAUACAAGGGGUAAUGUUGGGACUCAUUUGCCCACUUAUUUUAUUAUCAGCAUCUUAUGAACCCCUCUUUUUCAUAAUUUUUACAUUGCAUUUAUCUUGUUGGUCAUCCGAUUCGUCUUCCAUUGGAAAUGACCAAAGUAUUAAAAGUCUUCUGACUAUAGAAGAAUUACUUAAAGCAGCAAUUUUUAUGUUAUAUACAUUACUGUGUUUUUUUGGAACUGGAAAUAUGGCAAGUAUCAGUUCAUUUGAUCCUUCCUGGACAAGACAUUUUGUGACGGUUUUUUCACCAUUUAUAAUGUUUUCAUUAAUACUGAUGAAAAUUUGUAUACCUUUGAUUAUGGUGGGAUGCACAAGUUACACGUUUGGAUCUUCAAAUAGUUUCUUAGCGGUAGUGUUACUAGGGGACUGUUUAGCGUUACCACUUAUGUAUUGCGUUACUCCUCAAGGAAGUUGGUUAGACAUUGGUAGCGCAAUAAGUAGAUUCACAAUUACUAUUUCUCUUCCAUGUCUUUUAUUGUUGUUAUAUUGUUUAUCUUACCCUCUUAUAACUGUUCAUCCAAAUAAAUUCAAAUUUUAUACUAGUUUACAAAAAAAACAUAUUGUAUGAACAAUGUGUAUCUUUCUUGAUAUGAUAAAGUUUAUAUACACUUGUCAUCGUUAUAAAAAAUUAAUAUGUUUACAGUAUGAUGAAUUUAAAGAUUCA